This is a messenger RNA of Mesorhabditis spiculigera, 1122 nucleotides long. The record is from the annotation of a GenBank genome assembly. NCBI's taxonomy places the organism in Eukaryota, Metazoa, Nematoda, Chromadorea, Rhabditida, Rhabditidae.
AUGCCACGAUUUUUGGUAUUAUUACUGGCUAUAAUUUCCACACUUUCCGCAGAGCUCCUAUUUGCACAAGUGUGGUUUCGCCAUGGUGCCAGAGCCCCGACAAUCUACAUGCGAUUCCCCUCCGAGCCUGAUGAUUACGGCUCAAUGUUUCCGUAUGAGAAAGGGGAGCUAACAAAUGACGGGAAAAUGAUGGAAUACCACCUGGGGAAAAAGCUGCGGCAGGAAUUUGCCGGAUUUGCGCCUGAAAGCUAUUUGCCGCAUGAGAACAUGGUAUAUUUCGAUGAAGACAAUCGAACUUCAGAUAGUGCUGCUUUAGUGAUGGCUGGCUUCUACCCUCCUACCGACAAACAAAUCUGGAAUCCCGAAUUAAUUUGGAAUCCGGUAGCACUACAUCAAGCUGAUAUCCUAGUCAAACCCGGAAUGGGUCUCGCGAAUAGUUGUCCAAAAAUCGGAGCCGUGGCAAAGGAACGUCCGGAAUUUUGGAACCUACUAAACUACGACCAACCACUCCGGAUAAUGCUCCAAAAAGCCAGCGGGGUGAAUAUAUAUACGCCAAAGACGAUGAGCGACGUCAUGGACGAGUACCGUACUCGGGCCCGUCUACAAGACCCCCGAUUGCCAGUCGAACCAUGGGUGGAUGAUGCCAUGGUGGCUCGAAUUAAAAGCGUCCAGGAAAACAUGACCCUCGCCUUUUUUGCAUUCCCGGAAGUCAGCCAAUCUAUUGGAGAUAUCCUCCAAGUCCCGGAAAUGCGCUUUUUCUGCGAUUACGGCGCUAGCUUUAUUGUGGAGCUGCAUAAGAUUGGAAAAGACUUGGUGCUAAAGUUCUUUUUCUCUGACUCCUACGGUGUUCCUCGAUGGGAAGUAACGGUUCCAAAAUGUGGGAAAACGUGCUUGUUGUCGAAUUUCCGGGCCGUUUUUGGGAAGGAAACUGUUAAUGACGUUCAAUUUUGGUCUCAAUGCAAAGAAAUACCAGGCGAAGAAUCGGGAAGUGUGGCUUUGAUAUUUGCAUUGAUUGCGGUGAUUAUUGCCCUACUUCUGACGAACGUCUUCUCAUGCAUGAAAAUGAAUCGAAUCCAAAGCCGCCGGAAUACUCUGGACAAUGAAAGGAGCCCACUACUUCUG